This is a messenger RNA of Apiotrichum porosum, 1641 nucleotides long. RefSeq lists its product as uncharacterized. The transcript has 3 exons. The record is from RefSeq and is a predicted model, not a curated record. Gene Ontology annotation, biological process: cellular response to biotic stimulus. Bases 1 to 1641 code for a protein of 546 amino acids. NCBI's taxonomy places the organism in Eukaryota, Fungi, Basidiomycota, Tremellomycetes, Trichosporonales, Trichosporonaceae.
AUGUCGGCCGUCCAGGAAAAGAAGGACAUCAACGCGGCAAAGCCCGCUUUCACGACUACGUCGUACCCGGCGAUCCCGAACGCUCCUCUCCCCGCUGAGGGCUCGGGCUCGUUCAACAACUGGCACCUCGCUGCCGUUGACCUGCUGGUCCCCUGGCUUGUCCAGCGCUGCCUGCCCUUCCGUACCGGCUGGACCACGUACUGGAUCCUCUUUGUGCUCCUCUUCCUCCCGCUCACUGUCGGCUACUGGAUCGUCACCUCGCGCUAUGGUCCCCGUAUCAACGAGAAGGUCCCCUUCCCCAACCGUCCCCUCAGCACCUACUACACCAUUGUCGACAAGGACUUCAAGGCCAAGUGGGAGGGCAAGAAGAUGCCCAUGCAGGUGUUCCACGACGCUUACUUUGAGGGCAAGAUUGACUUUAACGGCGACGUCCUCGACGUCAUGGAGUACCGCCACGACUGGUCGCUCUUUGAGCUCUCGAUCGACAACUUCCGCUACGUCCUCUUCAACCUCGUUCCCGAUGUCAUCCUCCACUCGCAGAAGCAGGACGAGGACCAGAUCCGUGACAACUACGACCGCGGAGACGACUUUUACUCGUGGUUCCUUGGACCUCGCAUGAUCUACACUUCGGGUGUUAUCCGUGACAUUAACCGUGAGGAGACCCUCGAGGAGCUCCAGGACAACAAGCUCAACAUGGUCUGCGACAAGCUCAACCUCCAGCCCGGCGACCGCAUGCUCGACAUUGGCUGUGGCUGGGGAACCCUCGUCGCCCACGCUGCCAAGAACUACGGUGCCGACGUCACUGGUGUGACUGUCGCCAAGACUGGUGCUGCCUUUGCUACCCAGCGUCUCCGCGAGAACGGUAUCCCCGAGUCGCAGGGCCGCAUUCUCUGCAUGGACUACCGCGAGAUCCCCCACCAGAAGGGCUACUACAACAAGAUUUCGUGCCUCGAGAUGGCCGAGCACCUGCUCGCCGACGACGGUCUCCUUGUCUUCCAGGUCGCUGGUCUCCGCAAGUGCUGGCAGUUUGAGGACCUCAUCUGGGGUAUCUACAUGAACAAGUACGUCUUCCCCGGUGCCGACGCCUCCCUCAACCUCGGCUGGGUCAUCAACGAGCUUGAGCGCGCCGGCUUCGAGGUCAAGUCGUGUGACGUCCUCGGUGUCCACUACGCCGCCACCAUCCACCGCUGGUACAAGAACUGGCUCCAGAACAAGGAGGCCGUCGUCGCCAAGUACGGCGAGCGCUGGUUCCGCAUCUGGGCCUACUUCCUUGCCUACUCGGUCAUUGUCGCCCGCCAGGGUUCGUCGUCGGUCUUCCAGAUCACCCUCCACAAGAACCUCAACGGCUUCCACCGUAUCGAGCAGGUCCCCACCCACGCGUGCACCCAGGUCCCGGCCUCGCGCAAGAUCGACCCCGUCGUCUCGCACACUGCCCUCUGGCCCGAGCACUACGGCGGCGCCGCCCCCGUCCCCGUUGUCGCCGCUGCCGUCGAGCCCAUUGUCGCUCCCGAGCCUGUCGCCGCCCCUGCGCCCGUCGCCGCUCCUGAGCCCAUUGCCGCUCCCGAGCCCGUCGCCGCCCCCGAGCCCGUCGCUGCCCCCGAGCCCGUCGCUGCUCCCGAGCCCAUCGGCGCCGCCCUCUAA